AUGAGCCUCGAUUGGCUCCAAGAACGGAUCCACGACAAGAAGCACUUCACGGCUCGCCACUUGGGCCACGUGGCAGAAGUGUCCGGAAUGCAGCCGGAUUCGAUCGCCACCAUUUUUUGCGCCGUCUCUUUUCUCAUUCUCACUUUCAGCGAUCAGGUACACAUUCAUCGGACCCUUUCUUCAGGCGACUUCCUGUUUUCCAGGCACAUUUUUUUGCCAAUCUGCUGCUUGUCGGAGUUCCGUUGUUGCUCGUUUUCGUUUAUCCCGACGAGAAGCCAUCCGACGACUCAUUCGUUUUCUACUUUCCCAUCUAUGGAGGACUCACCUUGUUUGACAGAACUCUAGAGUGCAUUCCGUGCUACUACGUCUGGAAAAUUUCUUUAUUUCUUCUUUUCUUCCUGCCUCCGUAUACAUUGCACGAACACCUCAAUGGUCUGCUCAUUCAAAAAGAGACCGGUGGGUCUCAAAUGUCUCAAAGCAAAAAAAGUUAUCAGAAAUCCUCUGCGAGAGAAUCGUCCACAAGGACUGCAAUUGCAGCAGUAACUUCUCCAAUUCUAACGGUAAGUAUCCACUCGGAGGCCACGAAAAUCAGAUUUUCAUUCAGAAAUCGGACCAGUCAGUGGAGUCAACCCAACGCUCCGUUUCUCCGGCACUUCAGUCGACUUCAUCUAAACCAAAGUCUUCUGAAGUGAAAGUGACGACAAUUGAAGAGUAUUACCGAGAGGAAGAGCUUCUUUCCCCAAACGGAACGGUCAUCGAACGCGUGGUGUCUGGUCCGUUUCGAAGGGAAAGUUCUAGAACGGAGAGCAAGAAGAGCUCGUCGUGAAGCGAACUUCGUCAAGUGGCUAUCUGUAA
Caenorhabditis sp. 36 PRJEB53466 is the source of this 855-nucleotide messenger RNA. NCBI's taxonomy places the organism in Eukaryota, Metazoa, Nematoda, Chromadorea, Rhabditida, Rhabditidae. The record is from the annotation of a GenBank genome assembly.